CGCAGACUGCGAGGUCGUCCCUGCUCGGGGAUUGUGCGAGGUCUCUUCCUCCGAGUCGUAGAAAUGGCACGGUGGGACGAAAUAAUCAAACGGUGUCUGACAGUGACCACCGGCCUGAUUGAAUGCUUUGGUUUCGCCGGCGUGGUUGGUGGUUGGCCCUCGCUCGUGUAUGUGCUGAGGAUGGAUGAGUACUUCGCUGAGCUCUGUGAGACCGCGCCGAACAUCAGCCGUCCUGUGGCACCGAACACCACUGGUGAUUACUCCAUCUCCCGCUCUCUCCAUCUCACCUCCACCCUUUCCCAUUCUCUCGCCCACCUUCUCCCCCGCAUUCUGUUCCUGCACCACUCGUUCUCCCACCCUCUCUGGAAUAAUCACCCCAUCAACCUUUAUAUUACAGUGGACUGCACUCUACAGAGCGAACGCUUCACGCUCAUCUACACCAUCGCCAGUUCCACCAUGAACGUUGCGACAAUCGCCAACGGCUAUAUUUUCGAUUACUGCGGGACAAUGGCGACUCGCUUCCUGGCCAUAUCCGUUUACACUGCGGCCACUUUGAUGAUUGCUUUCUCCACUGCUGCCACGGCAAUACUACUGUUUCCCGCACUCCUUCUUCUUGGAGUGGCCAGCAUGAUGUUACUGGUAACAAACAUCCAGGUUGGAAACUUAUUAGGAAACAAGCGUUCUACAGUUAUCACAUUGUAUUAUGGAGCAUUCAAUUCAUCACCAGCCGUGUUCCUGAUUGUCAAGGUGUUGUAUGAAAUCAAUAUUUCCCUGAGAUCCAUCUUCUUGGUCAUCAGUGGCCUGAGCGUCAUCCAUGUCCUGCGAACUAUAUUCCUGCUGCCCCGGACACACAUCCCCUACUUCCCGCCACCGGGGUAUAGCUACGGGAUGACCUGUGAGAUAUUUACACGGAAUACGCCCCCCCGUGAAGAGGGGGCGACCCACCAAAGCCAGGGAGCAGCCGAGUCAGGAGGCGAGAUGAUUGAGGGGGUGGUAAUGGCCACUGGAGAGAGAAGAGAAGAAAAGCAGCAAAAUACCGAAGGAGACACGGGGAAGGCAGGGGAAAAUGAGCAACGAAAGAUUGAGGAAGAUGUCGGAGAAGGAAUGGAAGAGACGGACGGCGGAGAGCGAGGGGGGAGCUGGGAGCCCCAAGGAAGCAUGGGAGAGGGGUACGGGGUUAAUAAUGGGAACCUUGAGCCCAAUGGGACAGAAGUAUGGCAUGAAAAAACCAUAUCAAAAUCCGGCUGUCUCAAAUAUGUUCUGUUUCUCGCUGCAGACUUGGUGGCCAGAGAUAACCAGGGACAGCUUCUAUCGUUCAAGAAGUGCCUUCUCUCCCGGCUCUUUUUCGCACACGUGCUCUGGGUUUCGAUUAUCCAACUGCGGCAUUUGCUGUUUGUAGGGACCUUGAACCAGAUGCUGCACCUCUUGGCUGAUGGAGAUCUCCGGAAAGUGAGCAAAUUUACGAAUGCUUUUGCCAUCACCCAGUUGUGCUCCAUUUUGAGCGCCCCAUGGAACGGGCUGAUCCUGGACCGACACAAACUGAGAGCUCGGCCGUUAGAAUCAGGCACAGGUAAUCCAUGGAGUGCCGAUGGUCUCCUCAGAUUCAUACUGAUAUCUGGCACCCACUGCACCCACCUGUUCCCAACAUUUCAUCGUGUGGCUAUGAUGGCCCCUCUGUGUAGACAGCGUUUUGCUGGAGCCCCGACUAACAGAUUGCUUGUGUAUUCUUCCGUUUCAGACUGGGCUGCAGUCCAGAGGCUGGAAGACAUUCAGUCAUCGGUGCUCUCUCUCGCCAUUACCGUCACGCUUUCCACGCUCUUCAGUAUCUUCGCCGCCAUUCCCGUGCUGAAAGUGCAGUACGUGACAUUCGUCCUACUGGUGACCAAUGCAACUUUCCUGUACGGAAGUGACGCAGCAUUUCUCGCCAUCGCAUUUCCCGCGUGCCACUUCGGGAAGCUUUACGGAGUAACGCAAGCUCUGGCCGGAGUCGUCUCCCUUCUCCAGUAUCCGUGCGCCAUCCUCGUCAGCGGACCCUUGCGGGGUGACCCAUUGUACGUAAGUAUCGGAAAAUCCACAUUACGCAAUCUGUAGAGAAACGGACUUAGAAAUGUUCCCCAGACAGCUCUGUGCCCAGCAACCCUCUAUCCCAAAUCCCAUAAUCAAAAAAACGCGAGUGAUGUCACGUUA
Messenger RNA from Leucoraja erinaceus (little skate), 2187 nucleotides. RefSeq names its product equilibrative nucleobase transporter 1-like. Bases 64 to 2091 code for a protein of 675 amino acids. The record is from RefSeq and is a predicted model, not a curated record. Lineage: Eukaryota; Metazoa; Chordata; Chondrichthyes; Rajiformes; Rajidae. The transcript is spliced from 11 exons.